CAAGCUGAGGCAGCCAAUUUUUCCUCCUUUAGAGUUAAAAGCAGACUUGUCUUCCUAUUGCGGUCCUCGGAUCAAACUUCCACGGGGACGAUCGCGGCGUCCUCCACGACUCUGCCUGCUUAACAGCGAUAGCAGCGCGGAGAGGGCGGCGCCAACUACGAAGGAGAUCCCACGAAUCCAUCCCCCCUCCUCUCUUCCCUCUUUCCCAUGGCCGCCGAUCUCCUCUCCAUUCCCCAUCCACGCCACUCCUCUCCCCUCCUACCCACCAAAGGAAUCCGUCCCCGCGUCGCCACAGCUCGCCGACUCAACGGGAUCGGCUUCACCGCCGCGGCUGGGAAGAUGUCCGUCUCCUCCCACUCCCACACAUCGCCAGAAACCAGACGCUCCUUGUCUCAUCUUGCUCCGCUGGAAGCCAUACUGUUCGACAUCGAUGGCACGCUUUGUGAUUCCGAUCCCAUUCACUACUGUGCUUUCCGGGAGAUGCUGCAACAGAUUGGGUUCAACGAUGGCGUCCCCAUCACCGAAGAUUUCUACGUCGACAAUAUCAGUGGGAACCACAACGACGACAUCGCCCGGUCACUGUUUCCCGGUUGGGAUGAGGAGGCGACCACGAAGUUGCUGGACGACAAGGAAGCCAUGUACCGGAGGAUGGCGCCGGAGAAGUUGCAGGCGGUGGAUGGCCUCCACAAGCUGUGUAAAUGGAUCGAAGGACGUGGACUAAAGAGAGCUGCAGUGACUAAUGCUCCGAGGGCAAAUGCACAACUCAUGAUCUCGCUUCUUGGCCUGACCGAUUUCUUCCAGCUUAUAGUGGUUGGCAGUGAAUGCGAUAGACCAAAGCCAUAUCCUGACCCUUAUCUGAAGGCUCUCAAGGAUCUUGGUGCCUCCCCUAACCACACAUUUGUGUUUGAGGAUUCUGCGUCAGGGAUAGAAGCUGCGGUCGCAGCAGCAAUGCCUGUAUUGGGGUUGACGACAAGAAACCCGGAGCAGCUGCUGAUGGAUGCAGGAGCAACCUUCCUCAUCAAGAACUUCGAAGAUCCAAAACUCUGGGAGAACCUUGAGAAGUUAGUGUGACCAACUGGAACUCGAUCCUUCAUGUACUUUUACGCAUGCCUGUUGCAGGAAGCCAUGCAUGAAGAGACCCGUCAUGGAGUCAGACUUGAAGGAUGCAUGCUUAAAUUAUCCUCCUCUUUUUAUGUAAUGGUAAUUUAGCAUAUUACAAUGGAUAAUUUCACAUGAAGCAAACACAUACUUGGUGGAUUAA
Molecule: messenger RNA, 1261 nt
Organism: Musa acuminata subsp. malaccensis (wild Malaysian banana)
Lineage: Eukaryota; Viridiplantae; Streptophyta; Magnoliopsida; Zingiberales; Musaceae
Product: haloacid dehalogenase-like hydrolase domain-containing protein Sgpp
Source: RefSeq, a predicted model, not a curated record